AUGGCAAGCAUGCAAAGGUCAGAAAAUAAAGACGUUGUUUGUAGCGAAGAGCUUGGUAUUGAACCUUAUAUGUUCGAACCAAAUAAAGGAGAGGAUGAAGAAUCUAGUGACAAUUCUACUCAAUACUCUACAACAGAGGAGGAAGAACUUGAUGACGAAUUUGAGACGGCAGAUGCUUGGCGUAUUUCAUCGCUACAAUGGUGUAAAUGUGGGAAAUGCACGAUCAUGAAGAAGGCAAUUGAAUCGUUUUGUUUCCAUGAAAAGUCUCUUGAAUAUGACGAAUACGAUGAAAAUCUGACAGCUGCACAAAAUCAAGGACUAGAUUGUUUUACUAGUUUGUCAUCGUUUCAACAAAAUAUGUUGUCGAAAGACGUCCUCGAGGUUGUUUAUUUUUCAUAG
Messenger RNA from Paramuricea clavata, 399 nucleotides. Lineage: Eukaryota; Metazoa; Cnidaria; Anthozoa; Malacalcyonacea; Plexauridae. The record is from the annotation of a GenBank genome assembly.